AUUCUAACAAAAUGGUGUGUGCUAUGCAAGAAUUAAAUACCACAGCAGUGGCUAUAACAGAUCCUCAACAUCAGCAUCAUCAUCAUCACCAUCAUUUGCAUCAAACACCACAACUGCAUCAUACAUUGCAACAGCAACAAAUGCCACAACAGGUUGAAAUUGUCAGAGCUUUGCCCACGCAAUUCAGCAAUAAUAUGCAGCAGGCUCCACAGCAAAUGACCACCAUUGUGGUGUUAACAACACCCAGCAAUAUAACGGGACAACAGCAACAAACUGUUAUAAAUGUGCAACAUCAGCAACAAACUCAACAACAACAGCAGCAGUUGCAACAACAACAGCAGCAGCAACAAAUUUUAAGUAAUAACAAUAAAAGUCAACAAUUGAAGAAGCAACAUGCUUCCUUGGUUAGAUUGUUGGAAUCGGCGCCCAUAACAAAGAAAUCUUUGAAAAUGAACAAAACACAAAAUACUAGUCCUCAUUUACAGCAACAAAUUGUAAUACCUCAAUUACAGCAAACACAGCAACAGCAGCAACAACAACAGCAGCAGCAAAUCAUUUAUGUGCAACAGCAACAAACGCCGCAAACGUUAACGUUAACGCAACAGCAGCCACAAUUAGCUCAACAAUUGGCACAACCAAAAAGACUGAAAACAAACUCCUCCUCAUCAUCAUUAUCAUCAUCAACGACAUUAUCAUUAUUAAACACUACCAGCCCUUUAAAACAGCAACAGCAUCAAGUAGUAGUAUUACCGACAACAGCAACAACUAACAACAACAACAGCAACAGUGAUAGCAGCAACAUUAUAAAGACAUUAAACACCUCUAAUCACAAUUUAAUUAGUACAAUUACCCCAACAAAUUUAGCCAGAAAUCAUCAUCAUCAUCAGGAAUAUCAAAAACCUCAAGAGCAACAACUCCAGCAUCAGCAUCAGCAACAACAAUUGCCUCUUAAAACAGACACUGAAUCGGGUAUAGAUGAGGAGGAUACAGAGGAACAACAGGAAACCAAACCACAAACCUUAAACAAGGAAUUGGCCUAUGAGCCGCAACAAUGUCCCUGGAAGAAAAUCCGUUUUGCCAGAGAAUUAAAGCAAAAAGAACAAUUACAAAAGCAACAGGAAUACAAAGAAGAGCUAACAACAACAACAAAUAAUAAUAAUAAAUGUGAUAAUAACUCAACCACCAACAACAACAACAACACUAAAACAACUUCCUCCUCCUCCUCCUCAAACACAAAUUACGAAUUAAACCUCGCCGAACAAACCCACAAAGAAAUUGCCAUUUUGCUACAACAGCAACAUCAAAACUACCAGCAACAACAGCAGCAACAACAACAACAACACCGACGAGACAGCUCCGACAGCAAUUCAUCUCUAAUCAGCAACACCUCCAGUACACAUUCCCUCAGCAAUGGUUGUACUUGCACUCCCCAACAGCUUUCGCAAUCCCAACGAGACAGCAGUGAUGAUGAUCUUUAUAUGGAACACGACACCAGAAAACUCAACUCUUCUUCCAACAACUCACGACGCUCUAGUCUCAUACAAGAGGAAGCCGAGAUUGAGGGUGUCUUAUCGCUACCCUGCCAGUGUGCAGACUGUCAUUUGGAAAAUAUGGACGAUUCGGGCUGUGAUGAUGAUCAGAAGGAGGAGGAACAGUCAACGUUGAAUUAUUUGUGUCAGAAAUUCGAUGAGAAUUUGGAAACGGGCAAACACUGCAAUAAUAGUAAUAGUAAUAAUAACAAUACCACCGAUUUAGCUAAAGUGGCCAUAGUGAAGAGAGAGGAUAAGUGUAGUAAGGAUGGUGGUGAGAGGACGCCGACGCCGCAGCAGCAAGGGAAACAGCAAAAGGAUGAUGGCUUCUUCCGCCGCUCCAUACAGCAAAAAAUCCAAUAUCGUCCCUGUACAAAAAAUCAACAAUGCAGCAUUUUGCGCAUCAAUCGCAAUCGUUGUCAAUACUGUCGCCUGAAAAAGUGUAUUGCCGUCGGCAUGAGUCGUGAUGCGGUACGAUUUGGUCGUGUGCCGAAACGUGAAAAGGCUCGCAUUUUGGCUGCCAUGCAACAGUCAACACAGAAUCGUGGCCAACAGCGAGCCUUGUCCGGUGAAUUGGAUGAUCAACCGCGUCUAUUGUCAGCCGUAUUGAGAGCUCAUUUGGAAACCUGUGAAUUUACAAAAGAAAAGGUGGCGGCCAUGCGCCAGAGAGCGCGUGAAUGCCCCUCCUAUUCAAUGCCCACAUUAUUGGCCUGUCCUCUUAAUCCCGCCCCCGAACUACAGUCCGAACAGGAAUUCUCUCAGCGUUUCGCCCAUGUUAUACGCGGCGUUAUUGAUUUUGCUGGCAUGAUACCCGGCUUCCAGCUGCUUUCACAAGACGACAAAUUCACCCUGCUCAAGGCUGGUCUCUUUGAUGCUUUGUUCGUGCGCCUGAUCUGCAUGUUUGACAAUUCCAUUAACAGCAUUAUCUGCUUGAAUGGCCAGGUGAUGAGACGCGAUGCUAUACAGAAUGGUGCCAAUGCCCGUUUCCUAGUAGACUCCACAUUUAACUUUGCCGAACGCAUGAAUUCCAUGAAUUUAACAGAUGCCGAAAUCGGCUUGUUCUGUGCUAUUGUAUUGAUAACACCCGAUAGGCCGGGUUUGCGCAAUAUUGAAUUGAUAGAGAAAAUGUACAGUCGCUUGAAGGGUUGUCUGCAGACCAUCAUCAAUCAAAAUCGUCCCGAUCAGCCGGAUUUCAUGAAUAAGCUGCUGGAAACCAUGCCCGAUUUGCGUACUUUGAGCACUUUGCAUACGGAGAAAUUGGUAGUGUUUCGCACGGAACACAAAGAGCUGUUGCGCCAACAAAUGUGGUCCAUGGAGGAUGAACAGCCCUCUCUGUCCAAGAGUCCGAAUUCCUGGGAGGAUCAUCGCAUGGAUGUAGAGGCCAAAAGUCCUUUGGGUUCGGUGUCCAGCACAGAGUCCAAUGAUUUGGAAUAUCAAACCGCCUCUACCACCACAGCCAACCCAUCACCAGCAAAUUCAACGGUCAACCAUCAUUUGAAUCAUUUGCACACACAGCAAACAUCUUCGUUGGCCUCAUCUGCUCCCCUGCUGGCAGCCACCUUGUCCGGUACUUGCCCUCUGCGCAAUCGUGCCAAUUCGGGUUCGUCGGGAGACUCCACCAACGAAUUGGAUAUGGUGGUGGGCAGUCAUGCCCAUUUAACACAAAACGGUUUGACCAUUACCCCCAUUGUCAGAGCUCAUUCCCACCAACAGCUGCAUCAUCAUUUGACGGCGGCUGCCAACAGCACUCACCGCUAUCGCAAGCUGGACUCACCCACCGACUCGGGCAUCGAAUCGGGCAAUGAGAAGAACGAGUGCAGUAAAAAUGUUAGUUCAGGCGGCUCUUCCUCCUGCUCCAGUCCCCGCUCCAGUGUAGACGAUGCCUUGGACUGCAAUGAACAGGGCCAAAACAAUGCGAAUACUCAGGUUUCGGUAUCCGUGUCGCCAGUGAGGUCACCCCAACCUUUAGCUCAGCAAGCCAGUUCAACGUCCAGCAACACAACGUCCGCCAGCAGCAACUCCUCGGCUACUUUGAAACGACAAAUAGUGGAUGAUAUGCCGGUGUUGAAGAGAGUGUUGCAGGCUCCGCCAUUGUACGACACCAACUCCUUAAUGGACGAGGCCUAUAAGCCGCACAAGAAAUUCAGAGCCUUAAGGCAUCGAGAAUAUGAGUGCACGGAGGCAGAUGCCAGCAGUUCAACAAAUACACCGCUCUCAAAUCUACCCGCCGCUGCUAGCAGUAGUCCCACACAUCAACUCAAUACAAACGCCCAAAGUCCCCCACCCGCAGUAACAACAAACUCCAGCAUUAUUAACUCAACGGGACAGAACCAGCAGCAGGUGAUAUUGGUGCCACAGGCAACGCAUUCCCCCUCAGCACCCUUGGCCGCCUCACCGCCAGCCAUUGCUCAACACCAAAGCCAAUUGCACAUGCAUUUGACCCGACCAACACCCACCAAUUCCAAUACUGGUAGCAUGGGCCAGCAGCAAACCUCUUCGCUGUCCAGCACCCAUUCGGUGUUGGCCAAAUCGUUGAUGGCCGAGCCACGCAUGACACCCGAACAAAUGAAACGCUCGGAUAUUAUACAAAACUAUAUCAUGAGAGAUUCCCAGCAGACGGCCUCCUCCAGCAAUUCUUUGCUGGUGUGCUCUCCCCAUGGUCCUGGUAGCCGCAGUCCGGCUCCUUUGCAUCAUCAAAUGCAAAUGCACAAUUUGUAUAACAAUGGCAGCAACUCACCCAAUUCCAAUUGCAAUUCCCCCACCACCACCACCUCGACAACAGGCAUUAACAAUGCUUUGGCGUCACCGCCCAGCAGCAGCCCUGCAGCGGCACGCUGGACCGGACAUUCCGUUAUCACCACCACCACGAUAAAUCAACGCCAGCAAUCGGUAUCGCCCAGCAGUAAUGGCUCCUCCUCAUCUUCCUCCUCCACCUCUUCAUCCUCAUCAUCGUCGUCUUCAACGUCCUCCAACUCAUCAGCAGGUUGUCAGUAUUUCCAGUCACCCCACUCCACCUCAGCCUCGGUCUCACCGCCACGGCCCUCACCCUCACAAAUGAGCACACCGCCCCGUUUGCUGGAACUCCAGGUGGACAUUGCUGAUUCCCAGCAGCCUUUGAAUUUAAGCAAAAAGUCACCCACACCACCACCCAGUAAAUUGCAAGCUUUAGUGGCGGCCGCCACCGCAGCCCAGCGUUAUCCCACGGUCUCAGCCGAUGUCACAGUAACAGCCACCUCCAGCAACAACAGCACUACAGCAGCCGCCAGCACCACCACCACCAACAACAACCUGCAACAGCAAAAAGUCAUGCUAGAGGCGUAAGUGUAAACUAAACAACAGGGUUGCUUUAAGAGUGUGUUUAGCUAGAGAGGGAAAGAGAGCUAGAGAGAGAGCUUAUUACUUAAAAAGAGAGCUAACUCAGUAUUUUUGUUUUCAUAAGCUUUUCUAAACAGUUUAAGCUCUCUUUUAACAAAAGCUAACUUUCUUUUUUAAAGAGUUCUUCUUUUUUGAAACAAAUACAUAAAUUUUAAAUGAUCGAGACUGAAUACAACAAACAAAACAAACAAAUUACCAUUUAAAAAAAAAACAGAAAAUCAUUUAACUGGAAGCCAAGGGUCUUUGGAGAAACCCUUAACAACAAAAGGUUUAAUUAUUUAUUUAAAAAAAAACAAAAAUCCUCAAAACAAUUUCCUUAAAUUUAAACCUUUAUAAUUUACAGGGGCGGGCAAAAUAUGUAUUUUAAACCCAGACAGACAAAAAAAAAGAAAAGUUAUGAAAUAAUUUUCUUUUUUUUAAAAAAAAAAUAAAUUUUUUUUGCUGUUAAUUAUAAAAAGAAAAGAAAGAAAACCAACUAUAAAUUAUAAAAUAUUUAUUGUACAAAAGUAAUAUUAAAAAUAACAAUAUGCAUGCAAUUUAAAACAAAAAAUACAACAAGAAAUUGUCCUUUUUAAAGAUAAAUUUAAUGUUAUUUAAAAAACAAAAAAACAACAACAAACAAAUAUUUUUAAACUUUAAGCUUGUAUUAAUUAUUAAAAAUAUUAAAAUUUAAAAAAUUAAAAAAAAAAAAAUUACACACAAAUUAUAAAUGUAUUAAAUUAAAAUUGAGUUUUUAUGCUAAAAAUUUUAUGAUUUUCAAACAAAAAAAACCACAACAACAACUAUACUUAAACAAAAUUUUUAGCUUUUAAUUUAAUUUUUAAUUUUAAGUUUUAUUUUCUAAAAAAAAACACAACAACAAAAUUCGGUUUCUAAAACCUGUUAAAAUUUUUAUUACAAAACCAACAAAAAACAUUUUUUAAAAAAGAUGAUUUAUUUAAACAAAAAACUCUGCGAGUUUAAAAUUUAUUUAACUACAAAAAAAAUUAUAUUUUUUUUCCAUUUAAUUUAAAAAAUAAAGAAAAAAGUGGCAAAUAUUUCUAUUUUUAACUAUUAUUUUUAAAAAUAACUUUUUUCUUAAUAUUAUUAUUAUUAUUAAAUUUUAUGUUUUGUUUUUUUUUUAAUUUUUUGUUUUUUAUGUAUUUAAUUAUAUUUUUAUUAUUAUUAUUAUUUAAUUUUAAGUUUUAUGCUUUAAGUUUACUAUUAUUAUUACCACAUUUAAGUUUGUAUAGAAACAAUUUUAUUAUUAAUAAUGAAAAAAAAAACAAAAAACUACAAAAAAACAUACAAAAAAAACCACAAAAAAAAAACAAUUUCCAAUUUUAUUUUCUUAAAUAAAAUAAAAAAACAAUUUUUUUAAAAAUCCUACAAAAAAACAA
Messenger RNA from Calliphora vicina (urban bluebottle blowfly), 6283 nucleotides. It is a transcript of the gene Eip75B, whose product is annotated as Ecdysone-induced protein 75B. The record is from RefSeq and is a predicted model, not a curated record. The coding region runs from base 12 to 4850 and encodes 1612 amino acids. The transcript has 4 exons. Gene Ontology annotation, biological process: hormone-mediated signaling pathway; negative regulation of transcription by RNA polymerase II; cell differentiation. NCBI's taxonomy places the organism in Eukaryota, Metazoa, Arthropoda, Insecta, Diptera, Calliphoridae. Gene Ontology annotation, molecular function: nuclear receptor activity; RNA polymerase II cis-regulatory region sequence-specific DNA binding; zinc ion binding.